ACCAAAGGAAGGUGCCAAGCCGAAGUGUACAAAUCUCAUAGGUCAAUAUCUGAUCAGUCUCUGUUAGCAGCUUCAGUAGGAUUCAGGUCUUUUCUUUCUUUAAAUAGAGGGGUCGCGGAAAGAAUUGGGUUCGAGUCCCAUAGCCCCGAUGUGGCGAAAAAGACUGACUGAUUCAACAAUAGAUAAUGACUGCAUUAAGAUUUAAAACUUGUCGUCUAGUUUCAGGAAAUGUUCGGAAUAAAGAACUUACACUAUCGCAACGCAUCGCUCUCCGAAAAUGGAGAAUGAAGAAAAAAUCUAUUAAGAAAAAGAUGUAUCCGAGAAAAAAUCGUAACAGUUACAUACAAUUACGAACUACACGAAAGUUGUCCCUUUUUCAUGGGAAUUUACCCAUCACAAAGAUGCACAGAAGAACAAAACGAACUUCAUAUAUCCCUUUUCUACUCAAUCCAGAAACAAGAUUGGACGUUAUUCUGGUUCGUCUACAUUUUUGUGAAACUAUUCCUCAAGCAAGGCAGCCGAUAAGUCAUCGAAAAGUGUGUGUGAAUAAUGGAAUAGUAAACAUUAGUCAUUUUAAAGUUUCCCACGGUGAUAUAAUAUCUUUUCAAGAAAAUUACGCGAGAACCCGCGGUGAAGAAAUAAGGAAAUUUUUCUAUAUCAAAAUAUCAGUUGAAAAAAUCAUAGGCAAAUUAAGGGGUCACCGGGGAAGACUGCGGAGCAGAAGCAAAACAGAAUGGUUCCGCCGAGUAAGAAUGCGGAGCAGAAGCAAAACAGAAUGGUUCCGCCGACUCAAAACUAAGAAGGGAUGCCGCCUACUACUAAAAGACCGGUUUUUGCAAAAGUUACAUUCUUCUAUGCAAGAACAAGACUUAGAAAGAACAAAGAAGUUUGGAUCCUUGUUCGUCGAGAGAAGCUUUUGUGGAAACAUGUUGAGGUAUAAUAGAAUUGUUUGA
Messenger RNA from Beta vulgaris subsp. vulgaris (sugar beet), 953 nucleotides. RefSeq names its product ribosomal protein S4, mitochondrial. Gene Ontology annotation, biological process: positive regulation of translational fidelity. Gene Ontology annotation, molecular function: structural constituent of ribosome; rRNA binding. The transcript has a single exon. The record is from RefSeq and is a predicted model, not a curated record. Gene Ontology annotation, cellular component: small ribosomal subunit. NCBI's taxonomy places the organism in Eukaryota, Viridiplantae, Streptophyta, Magnoliopsida, Caryophyllales, Amaranthaceae. Bases 186 to 953 code for a protein of 255 amino acids.